AUGUUUAGCAACUCAAUAGUGCUUAUAUUCCGUAUUCCGCCAAUAGCAUUAGCUGCACUGAAGCCAACUCUUUCAGUAUUAUCGCAAAAAAGUUUUGUUAAUUGCACAAUUGAAACCUCAACUGCAGCAGAUGAGAAUUCAGUAUAUAAUGAAACAACAACUGCCACAACAUUUACAGCAGUUGCGGAGAAAUUGGUGCGAUUUCGUCGACAGCCAUCAAUAACUAUCGUGAAACAUGUUAGUCGUUCAACAAAGCGCAUAAAACCACGGUGGCAUAUCAAGAAACCUAAACUAAAAUAUGGUCCACCUAACUAUAGCUACGGAGAACCUUUAUCCUAUUUCAAACCAGAACAACCAGUAACAGAUUUUGAAUCCCCACCUACUUUUUCUAUGCAUGAUUUUGAACAUAUAAAUUUGGAUGCUGCUGACUUUCAACUACCUCCUUCCAGUUAUGAUACACAGCCAAUGGAUUUAGAUUUUUAUAGUCAAAUGGAUGAUAGUCUCGAUAUUCCCAAAGAAAAAUACACACACUUUCAAACCGAACCUGAAAAACCUUAUUUAUAUGCUCCACCUAAAACAGAAUUUAAUUUACCAAGAGUUCCUCAUAAAGCUUAUGGUGUUCCAAACCAAUAUGAUUAUAAUACAGAUAUUAGUACAGAUUUUGAUACAAUAUUUGAAGGACAACAUCCAUCGCCUACCAUAGAUACUAAUUAUAGUCCACCUCAAGUCACAAAUGGACAACCAUUUAAAAUAAAUAAAGGUACUGCAUAUGACUUUAAACCAACGAAUUCUUAUGAAGAAGAUAAAGUCUAUCAAUCUCCACCUAUUGAAAACACUCCACCAAAAUUCUUAGAAAAUACAAAAUACAUGCCAUCGGUAACAGUAGCAGAAAAAUAUGUACCAAUACCAAUUCAAACCGGGUAUAAAACUAAUACCGACAGUCAACAGAAGUAUACCACCGGUUCUUCUUCUGAUUUUAAAGGUGAACACAAGAAACACAAUUUUAACGAAAAUUCUUUCAAUACAGCAGAUAUUGAAAUAACUUAUUCACCUUCAUUUGAAAUAAAUAUACCGCCCAAAGAUAAUCACUAUCCAAGUAGUAGUUACGGUUCUUCCGACUCUACUCAACAUCAACCAGGUAAUUUUGCAGAACCACCUGUUGCUUCACCGCCCUCCUACCAAGCACCUGAACAUGUUGAUAUACCGUUUCAACCAACAGCACCGCAGCCCCAGCCUGGACCUUCAGAAGAUUAUGUACCACCAUCACAGGAACUACCUUUAAAUCCUAAUCAUAAACAACCAGCAUAUGACUUUCCAAAAUCUAGUUAUGAAGUACCAAUUUAUGAUCCAAUACCAUUUGAUGCUUCCAAUAACGAAGAGCAAGAAGUUUAUCCACCACAUUUACAAGAUGGUUCUUUUAGUGUUUCAAAUCCUUCAACAAUAAAAGAUACAAAACCUUUUGUUGACGAAUAUCAACCAGAACAAUCCGAAACUGUUUCAAAUGAAUUGGAUAGAACUAAUUUCAAUACUGAAUUGGAUAUAAAUGCAACAGAAAAAUCAACACGACCCAGACGUUAUCAUAAAAGAAAACAAUCUAAUAGUAGAAACAAAUCUAGCUCAAAACAUACUUUAGAUGUUCCUGAACUAAAAAAAGCUUUUGAAGCAGAAAACCAAGAAAAAUUACAUCAUACAAGAUCAAAUGACUCAAAAGGUGAUGAAAUAACUCACAAAAAUAAACAACAUUAUGUUUUUAAUGGUGAAAGUAAUGCACCUCAAAUAUGGAAUCCAAUGCGUAUACGUACUUCACAACGUGUAAAUUUCACACCUACAACUGUUUCUAUUGUUAAUGACAAGACUUCUUCUACCAAUCGUCCAAGAUAUAGAACUCGACACAAUCCACAAGCACGUUUACCACCACAAACUACAACAACUACAACAGAGAAAACAAAACAAACUUCUCAAAAGCCUACCAUUAUAUCAAUUGAAAAAUCACGGUCUAAAAGUUAUUACGAUGGGACCAUAGCACCACCUGUUGUGAAUAUCACAAACUCUUAUAAUCCUCGUGUAAAUAAAUUCAGUAUACAGACACGAACCCCACUAGUAGUAAGGCCUAGUAAGGAUCAACUACCAAAAAGAACUACAAAAAGCGUUUUUGAUACAACAUAUUUUAAGAGCCCAAUUUUUGAAAAGGAUAUGACGUGGACCUUAAAUAAAUCCCAACAAAAUAUACCAAAAAAUCAUAAACUAUAUUGA
Molecule: messenger RNA, 2253 nt
Organism: Teleopsis dalmanni
Lineage: Eukaryota; Metazoa; Arthropoda; Insecta; Diptera; Diopsidae
Product: adhesive plaque matrix protein-like
Exons: 2
Coding region: 1-2253 (750 amino acids)
Source: RefSeq, a predicted model, not a curated record